Molecule: messenger RNA, 602 nt
Organism: Callorhinus ursinus (northern fur seal)
Lineage: Eukaryota; Metazoa; Chordata; Mammalia; Carnivora; Otariidae
Source: RefSeq, a predicted model, not a curated record
AUGCACUGGGAGGGCGGAAUUACCCUGAUGCUUCAGAGGCUCUUCAGUUUCUCCUCUCUCAUUCGGUCUGCAGUCUCACUUCAUUUGAGGAGCAACACUGGUGUUACCGCGGUGGCAUUUAAUAAAGAACUUGGUCCUGUACAGAAACUCAUCGUGGACAAGAUUAGAGAAUACAGAACUAAGCUACGGGCAUCUGGAGGACCCGCUGAUACUGGCCCAGAGCACCAGCGAGACCUUGGGAGGGAGCUUCUGAAGCUUAAGUGCACAUAUGGUAAAACAGACAUGAAUACGUUCCUGGACUUCACAUUUGAAAAUCCUAAAUUUGAAGUCAUCGAGAAGCCCCAGUCCUGGAAAACCCAUGUAUUUCGAUUGCCCAUUCUCAUUUUCAGUGAGACCGCAGUGAGGACAGAGACUAAUGUGGUGCAUCCAGGAAAUCACACCUUACACAGCAAUGAACUCAAAAUGGUCACAGAUCUAAGUAUAAGAGCCAAAACUAUUGUGCAAGAGGACUACAUGGGAGAAAAUGGUCAGGAAUUCACAACGAUACCAAGUGUUGCUGAGGAUGUGGAGAAACUGGACCCUCCUAUAUUGCUGGUGGCAAC